AUGGCUCCAAGACUCUGGACUGCGCUAUAUGCGCUAAGCUUCGGCCACGCAGCGGUCGCUGCACCACAGCUGGCCCCUCGUGCAACCGGUAGCCUAGACACAUGGUUGGCAUCGGAGACUACGGUAGCACGGCAGGGUAUCCUCGAUAAUAUUGGAUCGAGUGGUACCUAUGCUGCUAGUGUGAAGCCCGGCAUUAUCAUUGCCAGUCCCAGCACCGACAGCCCUGAUUACUAUUAUACUUGGACUCGUGACUCUGCCUUGACUAUGAAAGUCUUGAUUGAUCAGUUCAAGAACGGUGACACAUCAUUGCUCACCGUGAUUGAAGAGUAUAUCAGCUCCCAGGCUUAUAUCCAGACUGUCUCUAACCCGUCCGGCUCCCUCUCCUCUGGUGGCCUGGGUGAGCCCAAGUUCAACAUUGAUGAGACUGCCUACACUGGGUCUUGGGGACGGCCACAGCGCGAUGGACCUGCGCUCCGAGCCACUGCUUUGAUUGCAUUCGGCCAGUGGUUGAUUAUGCUCCAGAGCAACGGAUACACUACCCAGGCCACCAAUAUUGUCUGGCCUAUUGUGCGUAACGAUCUCUCCUACGUUGCCCAGAACUGGAAUAGUUCGGGAUACGACCUCUGGGAGGAAGUCAGUGGAGAGUCAUUCUUCACCACUGCGGUGCAGCACCGUGCUUUGGUUGAAGGUAGCAAAUUUGCGAGUCAAGUCGGCUCUUCCUGCUCGUACUGUGACUCGCAGGCACCGCAGGUUCUUUGCUUCCUACAGUCCUUCUGGACUGGAUCCUACACCCUGGCCAACUUCGGUAGCAGCCGUACCGGCAAGGACGCCAACACCCUCUUGGGCAGCAUUCACACUUUUGACCCAGAGGCUGCCUGUGAUGAUACUACUUUCCAACCCUGCUCUUCCCGAGCAUUGGCUAACCAUAAAGUGGUUACCGAUUCUUUCCGCUCUGUCUAUACCGUCAACAGUGGUAUUGCUGAAGGCACUGCCGUGUCCGUCGGACGUUAUCCCGAAGACUCUUACUACAACGGUAACCCCUGGUACCUUUGCACAAUGGCUGCUGCUGAGCUUCUCUAUGAUGCUUUGUACCAGUGGAACAAGAUUGGUUCUCUGACCAUCAACUCCGUCUCUCUUGCAUUCUUCCAGGACAUGUACAGCUCUGCGGCUACUGGAACCUACUCCUCAUCGAGCGCAACCUACUCUACAAUCGUCAGUGCGGUUAAGACCUAUGCUGAUGGAUAUAUGAGUAUUGUGGAGAAAUAUGCCAUGACCAACGGCUCCAUGUCGGAGCAGUUCUCCAAGUCUGAUGGCUCUCAGCUUUCUGCUCGUGACUUGACCUGGUCUUAUGCUGCUCUAAUCUCUGCGAACAACCGACGUAACUCCAUCGUCCCUGCUGCUUGGGGCGAGACCUCUGCAAGCAGCGUGCCGGCAACAUGCGUCGCCACAUCUGCUACGGGUACCUACAGCACUGCCACCUCCACUUCCUGGCCGGCGACUUUGACUAGUGUAUCUGGAGCGACAACCACAACCACAAGCGCAACAACCACAGCAACUGGAACCACCACUAGCACUAGUACUACGAAGACUACGACCACCGCCACUUCGACUACCUCCUGCACCACCCCAACUGCAGUGGCUGUUACGUUCGAUCUUAUCGCGACUACCUACUACGGCGAGAACAUCAAGAUCGCAGGUUCCAUCAGCCAACUGGGUGACUGGGACACCGAUAAUGCCAUUGCACUGAGUGCAGAAGACUAUACCUCCAGUGAUAACUUGUGGUUCGUGGAUAUUGACCUGCCGGCUGGCACGAGCUUCGAGUACAAGUAUAUUCGGGUCGAGAGCGAUGGAAGCAUCGAGUGGGAAAGUGACCCCAAUCGCUCGUAUACUGUGCCUGCCGCUUGCGCUACUACUGCUGUUACGGAGAGCGAUACCUGGCGGUAG
Molecule: messenger RNA, 1944 nt
Organism: Penicillium cataractarum
Lineage: Eukaryota; Fungi; Ascomycota; Eurotiomycetes; Eurotiales; Aspergillaceae
Exons: 5
Coding region: 1-1944 (647 amino acids)
Biological process (GO): polysaccharide catabolic process
Cellular component (GO): fungal-type vacuole
Molecular function (GO): starch binding; glucan 1,4-alpha-glucosidase activity
Source: RefSeq, a predicted model, not a curated record